ACCAAAUGGCUCAAUAGAUUUGGUAGCUAGCGUACGGUACUUGUGGAUAUACAUUAGUUACGAUAUCUCAGAAAUAUGUAUGUAUUUAGCAGAAAAUUACAUUUAUGACUUCGGGUAGUUAAGUUAAAUACCGACCGUGCAACUGCGUCCUCCUUGUCAGGGGUAACGUUAUUCAGUUGCUUUAUCGGAAAGCAGCAGGAGCGUAUUGGUCUGGUUUGGCUAGCAACACAAUUUAGCUAACUUAACAUUGUAUUUGUAUUAACAAACAAGCUCGCUAACUUAGCCGUGUGAAACCAGUCUGAGGUAAACCUCUAGACAGUUGUGACUGCGGAGAUGUCCAAGGCUCCAGAUUCCCCUGCACGGUCCCGCUCCAGAUCAAAGUCCAGAUCCCGGUCUUACACGCGGUCUCGCUCGAGAAGCCGCUCCAGAUCCAGGAAGCACCGCUACAGUUCCAGGUCUCGCUCCCGCUCCAGAUCUCACUCUCCGUCCCACGGCAGGAACUAUCCCACCAGAGACUACCAGAACAACCAGGGUUACCAGGGUUACCAGAGAGGCUACAACCGCGGCUUCCGCAGACCCUUCUACUUCCGCGGUAGAACCCGGGGCUUCUACCCUCGCCGUGGUUACCAGAGAGGAGGGAACAGCUAUGGCUACAGAGCCAACAACUGGCGGGGGGGUGGCUACCGGGACGGGCCACACCGCGACCAGGAUCACCACGGUCCGCAUAGCCCCAGGAGAGGCCGCUCACGCUCCCGCACUCCUAGGAAACGCUCGGGCAGCCGCAGCCACUCUCGGUCUCGAUACUCUGACCGCUCGUCCUCCAGGGGUUCUCGGUGGUCUCGGGGGCGCCACAGCUCGUCUCGCUCCCGCUCCUCGUCCCCGCGGCAACGCCGCAGCAGCCCUAGCUCGGGGAAGCCCGGCUCCAAGGAUGUAAAGGACACGCCUACGCCAGCAGAGGCCAAGGGGGAGAGCGGAGGAGGGGCUGGGGAGCAGGCAGAAGGACAGGGGGGAGAGGCCAGUAGUCAUGAUAAGGAUUCUGCUGGGAAAUGGCAGGGUCUGAGUGACUAUGACACCAGCCCUAAACGCAGCAGUCCUGCUGUUGCUGCCAACCAGGGAAAAUCAGAACCCAAAGGGCCGUUGUGGAGAACCAUCGGCAGCACUGGCAGUGCUCCCUCCACCCACAGCCCACCGGGCUCCACCAAGGCCGUGCCAACCGCCUCCUUCAGUGGGUUUGGCUUCCUUGGCAAGGAGGAUCCCACCAGGGCAGACGAUAAGAGUGCCAUUUCCUCUGCUUUCAAAAAGUUCUUGGCAGAAAACAAGAGCAAAAAGCAGCAGGCGGCGGCAGAGUGGGAGAAUGGCCGGGACAGGGACCAAAGCACCACAGACGGAGACGGCAGAGAGAAAGGCAAGAGCAGGACUAGCAGUGGCCUCUUAAACAUAACAGCAGCUUCCUUCAGCUCCAAGGCCGAUAAGUCCCUGCCCUUCCUGGACAAAGCUGAAGAGGCCUUCCUCAAGUCUCAGGCUGCAGGGAGGGAGAGGGAGAGGGAGGCGGAAGAGGAGGCCAAGCCCAAAGGAGCCACCCUGACGACACGGGACGUGUUUGGGAAGUGGGAAGACGAGCCCCAUUACUACCCCCCAGGGAAGGACGAGGAGGGACUGAGAGACACGGCCGACGACGUGGUGGAAGACCUGGAGCACAUGGAAGAGGAGCUCUACCGCAGCCGCAAGCAGGCCUCCAAGAAAGAAGAGAAGUCCAAGAAGAAGGAGAAGAAAGACAAGGAGAAGAGCAGUACGUCCCCAGCCAUAGUAACCGUGGCCCUUAGGGGUUCAGGUAGCAGGGAGAAGGACAGGCCCCUGGCCCUAUUCCCCGUCUCUAGGGUGGAGUCACCCCUACUCAGGCCCUCUGGAAAGAGGGAUGACUUUGAGCUUAGUAUCAACUCCUUUGACAAGAUGCCCAGCUCCUCUGGAGGUCUGACCAAGGAGCGUGGUAUGUCCAGGGAUCUGGUGCAUCCCGCUAAGAAAGAUCACGGAGAGUUCCGUUCCAUCUUCCAGCAUAUUCAGGCGGCUCAGCUCAGACGCAGCCCCUCGGAGCUGUUUGCGCAGCACAUUGUCACCAUUGUGCACUACAUCAAAGCCCAACAUUUCAGCUCUUCAAGCAUGACUUUAAGUGAGCGAUUUGCCAUGUACCAAAGAAAAGCCGCUGAGAUGGAAUUGAUGAAGCCAAGGAAGAGUCCAGAAAUCCAUAGGAGAAUCGAUGUCUCCCCCAGUGCGUUUAAGAGACACUCUCACCUGCUAGAGGAGCUGGAGGACUGCAGCUACAAGGAUCAGGGUAAAAAACCUAAAGGUGACCCAAUGGACCUGCGUCUGGAUAUAGAGCGCCGUAAAAGGUUUUCUGGGAAGGAGCCUGGGCAGCAUAAACGGGACGGGGGCAAGGGCUCCGGAGGCUCCCGAGGAACCAGCCAAGAGAGGUCCUCAGAGAAAUCUGCCAAACACCACAAGAAAUCCAAAAAAACCAAGAAGAAGCGUGAUCGCUCUCCAUCCUCCUCCUCCUCCUCCUCCUCUCCCUCUCCCUUCAGAGGAGGGUUCAGAGGUAAAGACCACAUGAUGGGGGAGGAGAUGGAGCACAUGGACCAGGGCUACAGUAAACCUCGCUUCGGGCCCCGGGACUACGGAGGCCCCAUGGAUAGGGGUCUCCCCCGGGAUUAUGAGGGCCACAUGGAGAGGGGUCCCCCCCGGGAUUACGAGGGCCACAUGGAUAGGGGCCGAGGACGUGGAGGAGGAUUUCUCCCCAGAGUGAGAGGAGGUGGAAGGGGCUGGAACAGGGGCAAUUACCAAGGAAAUAACAACAGCAACCCCCCUCCUAAUAUGAGCAACGCCCCCCCAGAGCGCCCACCAGACGAGGAGUGGGACCCAGAGUACACUCCUAAGAGCAGGAAAUAUUACUUUCAUGAUGACCGAGAGGGAGAGAAGACGUGGCUGGAGAGCCGCGGCCGAGGGGCCUUCCCCCGCAGCAGGGGACGCUUCAUCUACCGCAAGGGCGGCAGCAGCCCCAACAAGUGGACUCAUGACAAGUUCCAGGGGGAUGGGGAGGAGGGGGGUGAGCAUGGGGAGGAGCACCACACAGAGAUGGACCAUAAAGACAACAUCCAGUCCGGAGACCCCUCAGCUUCCAAGCUGUAGUAGACCCUCCUCUUCCUUCCUCCAGAGCUUUCUGUCCAUCUGUUUGAGGUCAUCUGAUUAUCUGCCGUCAUCUCUGUGUAAGCUUGAAGAGCCUAAACUCUGGCUACCUAGUCAGUCACAGCAUCAGAAUGUACACGGUUGUUUUCCUAUCAUUGACUCAAGCCACUUUCAGUAAGGGUUAUAUGGGAGAAAAUGUUUAAUUGAACUUGAAUUAAGGGGCGAGCUACUUCUUAAUUUUUUUAAAUUACUACCAGUAAUUUGUAUUUGUUUCUGGGUGUUUGAUAUGUAAAGAUGUGCUUUGUUUGUCUUUUUAUCUGUAUUUGCUUGUUUGUUAUGAACAAUAGCAGACUGGUUUCCGAUCGUCUCCUGUGGGAUAUACUACAAAACAGGAUAAAGGAGUUGGUAAGCUAACUUGCCUACAGUAAAUAUUAUGAAAUAAAAAAGUUAUUUCUUUUUGGAGUCAAUUAGACCAUGCCCAGAUUGAAAUAGGUAUGGUCUAAUUGACUCAACAACCAAAAAUGCAUAUGUAAGUUCAGCUUUCUUAAUGAACGAGAAUAUCUGUAGUUAUUUCUGGUUGGCUAACUCAUUGAUCUUGCUUUGUAGUAAACCCCUCUGGGUCCUCUGAAAUGGUUAUGUUAUUGUAGCUACGUUGAUUUAAAGCAAAGUAACUUUCCUCAAGACAUAAAAAUGACAAAUGGAUUUGUGCCUUAAAAUUGAUAUUCAUAGUGAUAUGUAUUGCUCUAUAUACUUUUGUCGUACAGCUUUUCUGCUGUACUAGCUAAAGCAAGCCUUUAGCUAAACAGUUGUAUGGGCAGUGCUAGGUUUUUGAUGGUGUUUUGCAUGACACUUUGGUCCCAUGGGGUGGUAAGGUUAGAGUCCAAUCUCUACUGUGGGAACUGGGCUCAUACUAGAACUGGGCGACGUGGACAAAAAUCCAUAUCACGAUAAAUUGCCUGAAUUGAUGCGAGAACAAUACAUUUCUAACAAUGUGCACCACAGUUAAAUCUUUUUUUUUUUUGUUAUUAUACUUUUAACUACUACUAGUUUGAUGGUUUAGCCAUCAAUUAUCCCAUUAACAAUCACCCAUAUUAGCAAACUUUAUUUAAAGGUUCACAUUUCUCUACUAUAGGCUACUUAUCGUAUUGAACGAUACCAGCAAAAUGCCUGCGAUUUAAUUUUCGGUUUAUCGUCCCAGCUAUUGCUCACAUACCAGUAUGUCCUGCCACGUUGAGAAUUCUCCAUCAUAUGCUACAUAAAGCAUUCUCAUUACCACCAA
Molecule: messenger RNA, 4456 nt
Organism: Salvelinus namaycush (lake trout)
Lineage: Eukaryota; Metazoa; Chordata; Actinopteri; Salmoniformes; Salmonidae
Gene: thrap3b
Product: thyroid hormone receptor associated protein 3b
Exons: 11
Coding region: 334-3180 (948 amino acids)
Biological process (GO): positive regulation of transcription by RNA polymerase II
Cellular component (GO): mediator complex
Molecular function (GO): transcription coregulator activity; DNA binding
Source: RefSeq, a predicted model, not a curated record